UUGGUCGGUUUGGCAGUACUAAUCUUGGCAGUAUGGAUGCUAUCAGAUCCCACGUUUUACUUAUCGAUGACACAAGAUGAGAGCAACUACUACAUUGGGAUUUAUAUAUUCCUGGCGGCCGGAGCACUUAUGCUGGUGGUCGCCUUUCUCGGUUGCUGCGGAGCUUUUCGAGAAAACACAUGCAUGCUUGUCUCGUUCUUCUGCUGCUUGCUAAUCAUCCUGGUAGCAGAGAUUGCUGCUGGUGCUUGGGUCUAUUACAAUGCAGAUCGCCUCGAGGGAAUGGUGCGAGCUUCCGUCAAGGCAACUGUGCAGGAGGAAUAUGGAAUCAUUCAAUCGCGGACUAUUACAUUCGAUGCCAUCCAGAAAGGG
Molecule: messenger RNA, 369 nt
Organism: Ctenocephalides felis (cat flea)
Lineage: Eukaryota; Metazoa; Arthropoda; Insecta; Siphonaptera; Pulicidae
Product: CD9 antigen-like
Exons: 2
Cellular component (GO): membrane
Source: RefSeq, a predicted model, not a curated record